CCUCGGUCGGGACCUGCGCCUGGUGUGGGCGGGCCGGCGCAGGCGUAGUGUGGCCAGCACGCCUGAGCGCGGGAAGCGGUCCUGCACCGGUGCUUGCCUCCUUCUUCAGUCGCGGAGGGUCGGUCACCCGGGUAGGUAAAGGAAAAGAUGCCUGCCACACAGAAGCCGAUGAGAUACGGACACACAGAAGGACACACAGAUGUCUGUUUUGAUGAUUCGGGGAGUUGUAUUGUGACUUGUGGAAGUGAUGGUGAUGUGAGAAUUUGGGAAGACUUGGAUGAUGAUGAUCCUAAGUCUAUUAAUGUUGGAGAAAAGGCAUAUUCGUGUGCUUUGAAGAAUGGAAAAUUGGUCACUGCAGUAUCCAACAAUACUAUUCAAGUCCACACAUUUCCUGAGGGAGUUCCAGAUGGUAUAUUGACUCGCUUCACCACAAAUGCAAACCAUGUGGUCUUUAAUAAGGAUGGAACAAAAGUGGCUGCUGGAUCUGCUGACUUUCUAGUCAAAGUUGUGGAUGUGAUGGAUUGCAGUCAACAGAAAACAUUUCGAGGACAUGAUGCCCCUGUUUUAAGUCUUUCCUUUGAUCCUAAGGACAUCUUUCUGGCCUCAGCUAGUUGUGAUGGAUCUGUCAGAGUUUGGCAAAUUUCAGAUCAGACAUGUUCUGUUAGUUGGCCACUGCUACAAAAAUGCAAUGAUGUGAUAAAUGCAAAAUCAAUCUGCAGACUUGCUUGGCAGCCGAAAAGUGGGAAGUUACUAGCAGUUCCUGUGGAAAAAUCUGUUAAGCUAUAUAGAAGAGAAACUUGGAGUAAUCAAUUUGAUCUUUCAGAUAAUUUCAUCUCUCAGACCCUUAAUGUAGUAACCUGGUCUCCUUGUGGGCAAUAUUUAGCUGCAGGAAGUAUUAAUGGUUUAAUUACAAUUUGGAAUGUGGAAACCAAAGAUUGCAUGGAAAGGGUGAAACACGAGAAAGGUUAUGCAAUUUGUGGCCUGGCCUGGCAUCCUACUUGUAGUCGUAUAGCUUAUACUGAUGCAGAAGGAAAUCUAGGGCUCCUGGAGAAUGUUUGCAACCCCAAUAGAAAGAUACCAAGCAGUAAGGUAUCUAGCAGAGUGGAAAAAGAUUACAGUGACCUUUUUGAUGGAGACGAUACAAGUAAUGCUGGUGAUUUUCUGAAUGACAGUGCAGUCGAAACCCCCUCUUUCCCGAAAGGCAUUAUGCAUGAUGAUGAUGAUGACACCGUGCUGGCUUCAGGUCGUCCUAGACAGCGAAGUCACUUCCUAGAAGACGAUGAAAACUCAGUGGGUGUUACAAUGCUAAAAAGUGGUUCUAGUCUUCUCAAAGGGGAGGAGGAAGAUGAUGAGGCAGACAGCAUUCACAAUCUGCCACUUGUAACACCCCAAAGGCCAUUUUAUGAUGGGCCUGUGCCAACCCCCCGGCAAAAGCCCUUUCAGUCAGGUUCUACACCCUUGCAUCUGACUCACAGGUUCAUGGUGUGGAACUCUAUUGGAAUUAUUCGCUGCUAUAAUGAUGAGCAAGACAAUGCCAUAGAUGUGGAGUUCCAUGAUACCUCCAUAUACCAUGCAACACACUUAUCAAACACUUGGAAUUAUACAGUAGCAGAUCUUUCCCAUGAAGCUAUUUUGUUGGCAUGUGAAAGCACUGAUGAACUAGCAAGCAAGCUUCACUGCCUGCACUUUAGUUCUUGGGAUUCAAGCAAAGAGUGGAUCGUAGACAUGCCUCAGAAUGAGGAUAUUGAAGCCAUAUGUCUUGGUCACGGAUGGGCUGCUGCCGCCACGAGUGCCUUGCUCCUUCGAUUGUUUUCUAUUGGAGGAGUUCAGAAAGAGAUCUUCAGUCUUCCUGGGCCUGUGGUGUCAAUGGCAGGACACGGAGAGCAGCUUUUCGUUGUUUAUCACAGAGGAACAGGAUUUGAUGGGGAUCAGUGCCUUGGAGUUCAACUGCUAGAGCUGGGGAAAAAGAAGAAACAAAUUUUGCAUGGAGAUCCUCUUCCUCUUACAAGGAAAUCCUACCUUGUAUGGGUUGGAUUUUCAGCUGAAGGAACCCCCUGUUUUGUGGAUUCAGAAGGCAUUGUUCGAAUGCUUAACAGAGGGCUUGGUAAUACGUGGACUCCUGUAUGUAAUACAAGAGAACACUGCAAAGGAAAGUCUGAUCACUACUGGGUGGUUGGUAUCCAUGAAAAUCCCCAGCAACUGAGGUGCAUUCCUUGUAAAGGUUCUCGAUUUCCUCCCACCCUUCCACGCCCUGCUGUGGCUAUAUUAUCCUUUAAGCUUCCUUACUGUCAGAUUGCAACAGAGAAAGGACAAAUGGAGGAACAGUAUUGGCGAUCAGUUAUGUUUCACAACCACCUGGAUUAUUUAGCUAACCAUGAUUAUGAAUAUGAAGAGAAUACUAAAAAUCAAGCAAUAAAACAACAACAGGAACUUUUAAUAAAAAUGUUUGCACUUUCCUGUAAACUGGAGCGGGAAUUUCGUUGUGUGGAACUUGCUGAUCUAAUGACUCAAAAUGCUGUGAAUCUAGCCAUUAAAUAUGCUUCUCGUUCUCGGAGAUUAAUAUUGGCCGAAAGACUUAGUGAACUGGCUGUGGAGAAGGCAGCAGAAUUGGCCACAGCCCAGAUGGAAGAGGAGGAAGUAGAAGAAGAUUUCAGGAAAAAGCUGAAUGCUGGUUACAGUAAUACUGCUACAGAGUGGAGCCAGCCAACGCACAGAAAUCAAGUUGAAGAAGAAGCAGAGGACACUGGAGAAGCUGAUGAUAUAGAAGAAAAAUCAGAAAUACGUAAGCAUGGGCAGAACCCAUUUUCCAAAAGUGCAAAUUCUUCUGAUGUGCCAGCUGUUAAGUCGGGUGCAGUUACCUCUAGCAACCAAGGACGAGUAAACCCCUUUAAGGUAUCAGCCAGUUCGAAAGAGUCAGCCACGUCAGUGAAUUCAGCACGUUCUAAUAUUUUAGAUAACAUGAACAAAUCGAACAAGAAAUCUGCACUUAAUCGAGCUGCAAGUAAUGAAAAGUCUCCGGUUAUAAAGCCUCUAGUUCCAAAGCCAAAGUCGAAGCAGGCAUCUGCAGCAUCCUAUUUCCAGAAAAGAACUUCCCAAGCUGAUAAGACUGAGGAAGUAAAAGAAGAAAACCCUAAAAAUUCAUCAUCUGAAACCCCAGUUUUGUGUCCUGAAAACAAUGAAAAUCAAAGGCAAAAGACUGGGUUCCAGAUGUGGCUGGAAGAAAACAGAAGUAAUAUUUUGUCUGACAAUCCUGACUUGUCAGAUGAAGCAGACAUAAUUAAAAAAGGAAUGCUUCAAUUUAGAGUAUUGUCAGCUGAAGAAAGGAAGGCUUGGGCUACUAAGGCCAAAGGAGGAAUGGCAAGUGAUGGAGCUGAAGCAAAGAAGCGAAAAUGUGUGGUUGAUGAAAGUCAUGAAACUGAAGACCAGAAAGAAAAAGCAACGGAGAAUCUGAAUUUGCCUAAAAAGCAUAAACCUUUAGAUCUUUCUACAAAUCAGAAACUGUCAGCUUUUGCAUUUAAGCAGGAAUAGAAUAAGGAAGUGACCUUAGGAAAGUAAUGGAUUUUUAUCACUCGUCUUUGAUGAAUCUGGAUUUUAAAAAUAUAUAUAUAUAUUUAGGAAACGCUAUAUAUUUUUAGGAGUUUAAAGACAAUUGUUUGUCUUUAUAAGACAAGGUCGUAAUUCUACUGGUGUUGGUAGCAGGGAAUGUGUUAAAACACUCAUUUCUGCAGAUUGCUUUGCCCGCACAUGGAGGGGCCGCCCGUUCAGAAGCACUGUGACGGUGGUCUCUGACGUGAAGCCACUAGCAUGUCCCAGUGAAAAGCAGUUUGAUUUUAUUUCUUACUUUCAAAAUAAUCCAAGCCAAGCAAGGUCUUAAAACCUCUGAGCAUCCAAGUACCUUGUACAGAUUUUCUCUUUUGGUUUAUGUCAUGUCCUGGGAAGUACUACAGUAGUUUUCUUCUCAAGUGCUUCCAUAGGUUGCUUUCUGUGUCUAUACUGGACCUAGGGGGCCAUGGUUUUUAACAUGGGCCCUAAACAUGUACAUAGUUUUGUAGAUGAGACUUUUGUUUGUUUUAGAAAUUUCUUCAUACAUGACUUUCAAUCGUCUGUAUAGCCUAGUUUUUAAAAAAUAAACUUUCACAUUUCCAUAUUUUGCUUGAUAUGGCUUUAAUAUUGCAUUUCCAUGAAAUGGAAAUGUUUCUAGAAAAUAUAUUUUAUAUUUCUAUCCUUAAUUUCCUCCACCAUCCCCGUCGUGCCAUACAUUAUACACACAGAGGCGAAGAACUGAAGAUAGUGUUUUGAUAGUAUUGCAGCCCAGGGCAUGGUGUGCUCCUGGUAAGGUACUCUGUUAUCAGCACCAAUAGAAGUUUACUGAGCAAGUUUUUGAAGCCUUAAUAGAGAGUAAUUAAAGAGUUAGGGAACAUAGCUUUCCAUUUUGUGUCCUGUCAAGUACGAUGACAGUGACAUGUAGCACAGCCUCAAGUUUGGUUUAUGUGGGCCUGAAAUUCUAACCAUGCCCCAGCCUUUGGAGAGUCAUUUUGGGGGAAGCCUGUGUGCAUUGUUUUAACCUCAUAACAUUGAUGAGAGCGAAGGGGAACGAAAGCUAUCAUAGUAAAGCAGGUAAAUUAGAAGCCUUUUGUAUCCCAAGUGUGGCUUCAACCGACCAAGCUGCAACGCAGUAUUGAUUUGACAGAGCCUCUGCUUCAGUGAUGUCUGUCUCAAAAUGGCUCCGAAUGAUUUCUGUACCGCAAAAUAAAGCCAGACUGGGAAUCAGAAAGAAGGAGAGGGAAAAGUGUUUAACUCCUUUUAUUUUGAGCAAGCAAGAUUAAGUAUUUCAUACAUUUUUGGUUAUUAUUCUAAGCAGCGCUUAAUACAAAUGCAGCCACUUAAUGAGGGCAACUUCCAGGGGUGGGGAUGGGUGUGAUAGUAGUAAAAUAAAAUCAGGUUAAAUUGAGGAUAGGUUGGAAGGAACAAAAUAUGUGGAAAAUUUAAAUGUAUACGAGCCAAAGGAUAUUCUUUAUCUCACAAUGAUUAAGGUUAAGAAGGAAUACUUGUCAGACUUUUUAAUUAGUAGCUGGUACUGAGAGACAUCAUAGCACAGUGGUUAGGAGCACAGGUUUCAAAACCAAACCACUUGGAACUGGUGACCUGUAAUACCUACCAGCUGAAUAACCUUGGGCAAGUUUUACCUCUGUCCACUCAUCCAUAAAAUGGGUUUAAUAAUAGUAUCUACUUCAUAGGGUUGUUUGAAUGAGAUAAAAGCACUUAGUUCCUGGCACAUAGUGAUGUUUAAUGUAAAAGUCAUCUGUUAUUAUGCUAUUAGCUAUUUCACCUUUCUUUGCCAUUUAGUUUGAUUCUGAGAGAAUUAAUUUUGAUUUCAAGAUCCUGUAGUAAAAGUUUAUUUAUAAUACUUUGGAAAGCAUGUUUGUACACAUGUAUUUUAUUUCCUCAAUUUGCUUAUUGUACAUAGUGUAUACUACUUAAGGAUAUAAUCCUUAAAUGUUCUAUUUCAGAUCCAUGAAACCUGAUAAUACCAUUCAAGGAUUUGCAAAAGGUUUUUUUAGUCCUCUCCUUUUAUUUGGUUGAAGGAAGGUCUUUGUAUUGACUUGGUUUAACUUACAAACCAGAACAUUGAAACCAAGAAACAUUAUCCUUAUUCCUUUGCUAUAUAAGAUUUUAAGCCUCUUUAAAAAUAAUGUUUUUUCAGAGAAUUGGGGCUUAAUGUUAGGAAAAUGGAAAUGGAAAUAAACUAAUAUAUUAACCACCAUCAUGAGAUCAAUAUUACCUAUUCUGAGCUUAUUAGGUACUGUAGAAAGUUGUCAUGUGCUUAAUUUUAUUCUUCAAUGGCAAAAACUUCUCAAAGAGGGGGAUAUUUUAUAGCUUUACAUUUAUCAAAAGGCGUCAUUAUCCAGUUAUUCCAGAAAGCAAGUGAAUGAACACUGGAUUAGGCCUGCCAGCUGUGAGGACAGGUACCCCACAGCCUCUUACCUCAGUGUUCUAGCCUGUGCUGCGCCAGUGUCACUGACAUGGAACACAUCCCCUAGACAAAAGGAUGAGAGAAACCCAUCCAUGAAGAACGCAUCUUAAUCAUUGACUAGUUGUCUUAUAGGCAUGUUUUGUUUUCCAGCUGUUUUAUUAUAGAAAUAUAUCAUUUUCCCCAAGUUUUUUUUUUUUUGAAAAUUUUCAAACCUACAGAAAAUUUCAAAUAGUACAGUAAAUAUACAUAUAACCUUUACCUAGACUGACUUGUUGACAUUUUGUCAUACAUACUUUACAAACAUGGUUUUUCCUGAAUCAUUUGAAAUAUGCAUCAUGGCACUUCUUCCCUCAAUAUUGCAUGUAUCCCCUAAGAAAGACGUUUUUUGACAUAACUACAAUAUCAUUAUUAUACCAAAGAAAUUUAACACAAGAAUAUUAUUGCCUAACAUAUUUCAUAUUAAAAUUUCUCCCAAAGUGCCCUUUAGCCUUUCCCCCCACACCCAAUGUAGGAUCAGUCAAGAUUCCUGCAUUGCACUUAAUUAUUAGAAGUACAUACUUUUUCAUACGGGAAAGAAUGAGGGAGAGCAUCCCCCUAAUCCCAAUACCCAGAUAUAACCACUGUUAACAUUUGGGUGUAUGUCAUUAGGUUUUUUUCUGUGCAUGUGUUCUUUUUUUUCCCCCCCACACAAGAAAGUGCAGUCCAAAUUCAUACGCCAUAGAGAUGUUUAAAAAAGAAAACAAGUCAAGCCUAAAAUUUAAAGUGCGGUGGCCUUUUGCUGGUAGUGGUCCUGUGGCUGAUAGCAAUUCCUACCUGCUUUGGAACUGUCGUUAAGGGCAAAAAACUGAUAGAAUGGAAACUAAACAAUGGAUCAGAAAGCCAAAAGUUUGUUCUUUGAAAGACUAAUAAAUUAGAAAAAUAUCUGGCAAGAUUAGUCAUAAUAAAAAGCAAAACACAAAUAAGUGAUAUUAGGAAUGCAGAGGAAUUUAUUAACUACAAAUGGUACAGAUUUUAAAAAGAUAAGCUUAUGGUAAUCAGUUUUAUGUGUCAGCGGGCUAGACUACAGUUGCCAGUUAUUCGUUCAAACACUAACCAAUGUGUUGCUAUGAAGGUAUUUUACAGAUUGUAUUCAAAUCCAUAAUCAGUUGACUUCACGUGAGAUUAUCCUAGAUAAUAUGUGUGGGCCUGAUUCAAUCAGUUGAUAGCCCUUAAGAGCAGAACAAGGUUCUGUGAGGGAGAAGAAAUGACACCUGUAGAAACCAGCUUCAGCUCAUGCCUGAGAUUCCCAGCCUGCCCUUCCUGAAGGUCUACCCUGUGGAUUUAGGGUUUUAGACUUGCCUCCCAGCCUCCACGAUUGUGAGUCAAGAGAUUUAUUGCAAUAAAUCUUUUAGUAUAUAUUUCCUCCUAGUUCUGUUUCUUUGGUUGAACCUGACUAAUUCAAGACUAUUUUAAAUAACUUUAUGACAAUAAAUUUUGAUGAAAUGAACAAGUACCUACAAAAGCAGAGCUUAUUAAAACUGACUCAAAACAUCAAAAAGACAAAUACUUAGGAAUAUAUUUAACAAAUAAGUUCAAAACUUAUACUUUGAACUACUAAACAUGUCGAAAGACAUAAAAGAAGACCUAAACAAAUGCAGACAUCCUGUGUUUGUGGACCAGAAGACUUAAUAUUGUUAAGAUGGUAGUCCUCCCCAAACUGACCUACAGAUUUAGUGUGAUCUUUAUCAAAACCCAAGUUGGCUUUGCAGAAAAUGACAGCUGAUCCUAAAAUUCAUAUGGAAAUUUAAGGGACCCAGAAUAGCCAAAGCAGUCUUGAAAAAGAACAAGUUGGAGGAUUCACACUUCCCAAUUUCAGAACUUACUAUGAAGCUAUAAUAAUCACCGCUUUGUGGUACUGGCAUGAGAAUACACCUAUAGAUCAAUGGAAUGGAACUGAGAGUCCAGAAAUAAACACAUUUACAGUCAACUGAUUUUUGACAAGGUUGCAAGGACAAUUCAAUGGAGAAAGGAUAGUCUUUUCUGUAUAUGGUGCUGGGACAACUAGAUACAUGCAAAAGGAUGAAGUUGGACCUCUAUCACAUCAUAUAAAAAAUUAAUCCCAAGUUGAUCAAGACCUAAAUGUAAGAGCUAAAACUAUAAGGUUCUUAGAAGACAACAGGCAUAAAUCUUUUUGACCUUAGAUUAAGCAGUGGUUUCUUAGAGAUAAUACCAGAAAAACAAGCAACAACAAAAAAAUAAAGCCAAUAUCAUCAAAAUUAAAAAUUUUGUGCUUCAAAAAAUACUGUUAAGGAAAAAAGAAAACAGACAAGCCACAAAACAGGGAAAAAUUUUGCAAAUCAUUUAGAAUAUAUAAACAACUCUUACAACUCAAUAGUAAAAGAACAAAUAACCCAAUUUAAUAAUGGGCAGAUGAAGGGGCAUUUCUCCACGAUAUACAAAUGGCCAAUAACACAUGAAAAGGUGCUCAAUAUCUUUAGCCAUCAGGAAAAUGUAAAUCAAAACUAUGAGAUACACUUUACACCCACUGGGAUGGCUGUGAUGGAAAGGAGGGACAGUAAUAAAUGUUGGUAAGGAUGUGGAGAAAUUAGAACCCUCAGACUUUGCUGGGAGGAAUGUAAACAUGGUUUGGCAAAUGUUAAACAGUUAUAUGACCCAAUAUUUCCACAAUUAGGUAUAAACCCAAGAGUAAUGAAAACAUGUCCACACAGAAACUUGUACACGACUGUUCAGUGCAUUAUGUAUAAUAGCGAAAAAGUAAAAACUACCCGAAUGUUAAAAUGAUGAAUGGAUAAAGUGGUCUAUGCAUA
Molecule: messenger RNA, 8781 nt
Organism: Rhinolophus ferrumequinum (greater horseshoe bat)
Lineage: Eukaryota; Metazoa; Chordata; Mammalia; Chiroptera; Rhinolophidae
Gene: WDHD1
Product: WD repeat and HMG-box DNA binding protein 1
Exons: 26
Coding region: 148-3528 (1126 amino acids)
Biological process (GO): mitotic cell cycle; DNA-templated DNA replication; DNA repair
Cellular component (GO): nuclear replication fork
Molecular function (GO): chromatin binding; protein binding
Source: RefSeq, a predicted model, not a curated record